Messenger RNA from Wallemia ichthyophaga EXF-994, 1881 nucleotides. Its product is annotated as Serine/threonine-protein kinase svkA. The coding region runs from base 1 to 1881 and encodes 626 amino acids. Gene Ontology annotation, biological process: protein phosphorylation. Gene Ontology annotation, molecular function: ATP binding; protein kinase activity. The record is from RefSeq and is a predicted model, not a curated record. The transcript has 3 exons. Lineage: Eukaryota; Fungi; Basidiomycota; Wallemiomycetes; Wallemiales; Wallemiaceae.
AUGCAGAGCAAUAAGGCUAUUGAUCCUGAAAAGUUAUUCGCGUUGGAGGAACGCGUCGGUAAAGGAUCAUUUGGUGAAGUCUACAAGGGGUACGAUAAGCGCAAUAACUCUCAAGUCGCUGUUAAGAUAAUAGACUUGGAAUCCGCCGAGGAUGAAAUAGAGGACAUACAAGAGGAAAUAAACAUAUUAUCACAAAUGGACUCUAAAUUCGUUACAAAAUACCACGGCUCAUACUUGAAGAAGACUCACUUAUGGAUUAUCAUGGAAUUCUGCUCAGGUGGCAGCUGCUCUGAGCUCAUGAAGCCCGGCUUGAUUAAAGAGGAGUUUAUUGCUAUCCUUAUACGUGAAUUACUUUGUGGUUUACUUUACUUGCACAAUCAAGGUAAACUACACAGGGACAUCAAAGCAGCAAAUGUUCUUUUAAACUCAUCUGGCGAUGUAAAGCUGGCUGACUUUGGUGUAAGUGGUCAACUCACCUCCACAAUGACAAAGAAGAAUACCUUCGUUGGUACUCCUUAUUGGAUGAGCCCUGAAGUUAUCAAACAAUCUGGCUACGAUCACAAAGCUGAUAUCUGGUCUUUGGGUAUCACUGCUAUCGAAUUAGCUCAAGGUACUCCCCCAUAUGCUGAUCUACACCCUAUGAAAGUUCUCUUCUUGAUACCCAAAAACAGCCCUCCUUCUUUGGACGGCAAUUACUCUAAACUGUUCAAGGAAUUUGUCAGCUUAUGUCUACAAAGAGACCCCAAAAUGAGACCAAGUGCGCGAGAAUUGCUUAAGCACAAGUUCAUAAAAGGCGCUAAAAAGACUUCUCAUCUAACAGAGCUGAUUGAGCGUUUAGAUAGAUUCAAAAUGGCAGGUGGUCUCUCGAAGUCUGCGAAUAAGGGUGAUAUGCUCGUCGAUCAAAAUACUCUAGGUGGACAAUCUGAGGACUUGUGGGAUUUUGGUACUAUUCAGGGUACACAGAGAGGGGGAUUUGCACCACAAUCCAUACGCAAUCAACCAGUUCCACCGCUGCCAACAGACAUACCACCUCCAACUCAACAGAAUAUGCAAGCGUAUAAUCAGGCUUAUGCUCCACAAAUACACCAUAAAGACUACGCUAGAACAGCACAAACAAAUGAAAAGGAGACCAAACUUAACGAAAACGACAUGCUUCGGUCUACAUCUCGUAUGACAAUCGAGGAUGGAGUGACAAACCGCUCCUACAGAUCAGGCAGUACUCUGCGGGCAGGUCUCGUGAGAGAUAGGGAAAUGAAGCAGAGCAAGGAGCGUGAUCCACUGCAUAAUCUCAGCAACAAGCCAUCGCCAUCACCAUCACCCACCAAAUCCACAAUGGGAUACGUGGAUACGCUUAAAGGUGGUAAGGCUGCUGCUGGUGGUGGUAGGUCAAGCACAGCUUCUACUUAUAGAGAUCUGCCACCGAUUCCCAAAGAUGUAAAAUCUCCAGCCCAAAACAGCAUACUUAACACGCCUGACUCAUUUAUAGGCUCACAUAGGAGUGAAUUGUUGCCAACAGCUGCUACAUAUGACAGUCCAGUUAUUUCAGAUGGUAUUGGUCCUGGCACGGACAGUAUGGCGAGUAGACAGCCACCGCCAACACCAUAUUCAUACCAAGAUGAUCAAAGCAUUAAUAGGAGCGAUAGUGGAAUGACAUCGGAGAGCACAGUGGAGUAUGAUGAGCAAAUUCUGGAGCAGAGGACAAUGCUGGACGCAGUUGUACACCCGGUGCUAGACACAAUAACGCGCAAGGUAGAUACUGUUGACGCGAAUAUGGCGGUAAAUUCACUCAAGAAUGCAUUUGAUACUGCCGAGGGAUUGAUACCUGGACUGACGAAUUAUUUUAUAUCUGAAGUGGUUGAGUCCGUCGAGAGGGAUGAAUGA